This is a messenger RNA of Triticum urartu, 999 nucleotides long. RefSeq names its product ethylene-responsive transcription factor ERF039. Lineage: Eukaryota; Viridiplantae; Streptophyta; Magnoliopsida; Poales; Poaceae. Gene Ontology annotation, biological process: regulation of DNA-templated transcription. The record is from RefSeq and is a predicted model, not a curated record. Gene Ontology annotation, molecular function: DNA binding; DNA-binding transcription factor activity.
CGCAUGGUGGCGAUAUCUUUUGUUUAGAGAAAAAAAAUAAAACGUAGGCCUCCACUAAGAAAUCCACUAUUUAUAGUCGCGCGCACCACCUUCCCUCCCCAGCCUUGAGCCUUGUCUGGUGCUUGUAGAGAGGAGUAGAGCCAUGGAAUCUGACACGAUCCAUGCACCCGCCACCUCCUCUUCCUCCUCCUACUCAUCCGACUCGGCUGUCAUCAAUGGCGCACAGGACGUUUCCAAGGGUGAGCCCAAGCAUCUGAAGCGCAAGAGACAGACCGCCACCUCUCCUGCUGCUCCAGCCACCGGCAGCCAAGAGGCGGAGUCUGCCGACGGCGCCGCCCGGGGUGAGGAGAGCAGCAGCUGCGCCGCCGCCGCGGACGAGCGCACGGCCGGAAGGCACCCGUCGUACCGCGGCGUGCGGCGCCGGAGCUGGGGCAAGUGGGUGUCGGAGAUCCGAGAGCCGCGCAAGAAGUCGCGCAUCUGGCUCGGCACCUUCGACACCGCGGAGAUGGCCGCGCGCGCGCACGACGUCGCCGCGGUCGCCAUCAAGGGCCGCCGCGCGCACCUCAACUUCCCGCACCUCGCCGACGCGCUCCCACGCCCGGCGUCCACCUCCCCCGCCGACAUCCAGGCCGCGGCCGCCCUGGCCGCCGCCCAAUGCGAGCCUCCCUCCUCCGUCGCCGAGACCACGGAGACGCCGACGACGUCGACCGAGACAUCGGCCGCGAGCUCCGGUACGGCCGGCUGCGGCGAGGAGAACGCUCUGUUCGACCUGCCCGACCUUCUGCUGGACCUGAGGGACGGCCUCUGGUGCUCGCCUACCUGGGCGACGGCCGCCGACGAGUACGACGGCGGCGAGGCCGCGCUGCAUGAGCCGCUGCUGUGGGUGGAGCAGUGCUGGACCUAGCCGCUCCGUUGUGACGCGCGGGCCAUGCCUGGCCAGAAGAGAACACCCGUAGACAUGGGCAUGUACACUAGCGUUUCAUUUUUCCAAUUAAUUUG